Heterobilharzia americana is the source of this 1975-nucleotide messenger RNA. NCBI's taxonomy places the organism in Eukaryota, Metazoa, Platyhelminthes, Trematoda, Strigeidida, Schistosomatidae. The record is from the annotation of a GenBank genome assembly.
GAAACUUUUCGUAUUCUUAUGUUAGAUUUCGAGAACCAUGGCCCGAGAUUUGAUAAACAAACAAAUCGAACCAUCUUUUCAAAUUUUUGAGCGACUGAAAAAUUGGGCAUCAGAAUCGAAGAGUAAAAAACUAAUCGAGAAUACAACUAUAUGCUGUGAGUUAAUUGAAGCUAACGCUAGUUUGCAGCAUGAGCUGUUCAAGAUUUUAAGAUUAUUUGUAUCACAAGGUAGCCUUUGUACAGAAAACUAUAAUACACAUCUUGAUAACGCUGUUGAAUACAAUGAUUAUGGAACUAAUAGUUGUCCAACAAUAGGUUUCACAGAAAAUGUACUACGUGAAAACCAGAAAUAUAAAUCUGAACCAUAUAUGCAAACUGGUUCAAUGAAAAGGGAUUUCAGAAUUCUUCGAGUUCACCAAAAGAAAUGCCAAGAUUAGAAAAUGAGAUUUUGGAGAGGUUGAUUCAAAGUCAAAUUCAAUGCGAUAGAUUAGCCAGUCAAUUGAAAGCUCAAAGCAUGGAGUUAAUUCAGCCCACAAUGGGAAAUAAGUCAGUUUAUUCCCAGCAGAAAAGACCAAGAGCUAUGAUAGAUGCUGAAAGUGUUUUAAAUCAUUCUGUAACAGACUAUAAUGCUAGACCAACUUUUAACACUAAUCGGUGUGAAAAACGUUGUUUUAAUGGAGGUGAGAAUGGAUUUCAAAGAAGUGACAAUUUUUGUGAUAAUUCAAUGGCAUAUACUUAUGGCAAAGAUGCUGUUGACUUUUCAAAUGGUCAAAUUUAUACUCCUAAUCCAACAGAUCGUCUACAAAGUUGGCUAUCUCCACUGGUUAGUCGAUACAAUGACUUAUUUACAAAUCUACGCGUGGACUGUAUGAAGCGUUUGCAAUCAUUUGGGCAAACAGACUGUGAACGUAAUCAACGUUUAAUUUUUCAUGCUGUUCAAUCAUGUUUCAUCGUCACUGGCCAUGUGAUUCGUCGUCUUUUAACAAGUAUGCAAAGUACAAACGGUAUGACUAAACAGUUUGGAGAAAAGCAAUUUUCUUUGAUUGAGACACCACUUAAUACUGAUCAAUUGGAAAAACUUGUAGCUGCAACGUGUAGACGACUUUCACGUCAUCCUCCACCAGAGUGUGCAUGUCAUAUUUCUAUCAGUGGAACAAAAGGAACAAGCGUAAGACGACCUGUUUCAGUGAGACGACCAGUUACACCUCAGGAGUUGUCUUCACUGAGGGAUCUGUUAAGAGAAGUUUGCUGUCUUGCAUGGUACUUAUUAGCUGAGCAUCACGAUUUGCAGUUGUCAGCUGAAGCAAACGGUGUCUAUCGUGUUUGGUAUGUAGAUGUGGACAAAUCUGCUAAACCGGGAGAUGCAUAUGAUGAUGAAAGUUAUCGAAGAAGUUACGAUUCAGACGCAUCUGCUGGUCAAGUGCAUCAUUACAUUUGGCCGUGCUUGAUGUUAUUCACUAAGGAAUCAUCUCCAAGUCGGGAGCAGCAACAGCAGCUUCAGUUUCACCAGACAAAUACGAGCAAUGCUAACAAACUAAUCAAAGCCUGUGUCUUAGUGAAAGGAGAAGCUUGUACACGUAAUCCUAUAAGUUCAGCAUCCCAGAUCGACAAAGCUGCUGCACUUUUAAACCAUGAAUAUUGCUGUCAUUCGGGUUACGGAAGUAAAUCCCCGAACAGAUGGCCUAGAUCAAGAUCAACUUCCGUUCGGAGAAUUAAAUAGAGAAAAGGCUUUUCAAAGUAGUGAAGAAACUAAUGGAAGUCUUUUGAGACGGUUUUGCACAUAACUAAUCUUUCGUAUAGAAUAGUCUUAUAGUUUUAAAAUCUUAAAUUAGCUAUCUGUCUAUUUAACUUUAACUAACAAUUUAUCAUGUGUUGUCAUUUUCUUUCUUUAUUAUUUAGUUAAAAUAAUCGUAAAGUAUUUUGUAUAAAGUAAUAAUGGUUGCAGUAUUGGAAUGAAACAAGUUCUUUUUCUACAA